AUGUCCGACUACGGUGACGCUCAGCACAACGGCGGCGACGGCGGUGGCCGCGGUGAGGGUGGCUACGGUGAUGGUCGUGACGGCGGCUACGGCGGUGGUCGUGACGGCGGCUACGGUGGUGGCCGAGACGGUGGUGGUCGUGACGGCGGCUACGGUGGUGGCUAUGGAGGUGGUCGCGGGGGAGAUCGCUACCGCAGCGGCGGCUACGGUGGUGGUCGUGGCUACGGCGGCGGCCGCGGCGGCGAUCGCUUCCACGACCGCCACGGCGGCCUUGGCGCCAACUUACACCGAAUUGAUUGGGACGCCGUGCAGAAGGUGGCGACGCAGUGGAACUUCUACAAGCCUCAGAAGCCGCGCAGCGAGGAGGAGAUUGCGACGUGGCUGCGUGAGAACAGCAUCACCAUCUACGGCGACCGCGUACCACAGCCGAUGCUAGAGUUCUCCGACCUGGUGGCGCCGGAUGCGAUUCACCAGGCCUUCAUGGACGCUGGCUUCCAGAGGCCAACCCCCAUUCAGUCCGUCUCCUGGCCGGUCCUGCUGAACUCGCGCGAUAUUGUCGGCGUGGCCAAGACGGGCUCUGGGAAGACGAUGGCCUUCAUGAUUCCUGCGGCGCUGCACAUUAUGGCGCAGCCUCCGCUGCAGCCUGGAGAUGGUCCCAUCGCCCUUGUCCUCGCACCAACUCGCGAGCUGGCGGUGCAGAUCGAGACGGAGACACGCAAGUCGCUGACGCGCGUGCCAAGCAUUAUGACGACGUGCGUGUACGGUGGCACCCCGAAGGGGCCACAGCAGCGUUCCCUGCGCGCUGGUGUGCACGUCUGCAUCGCAACCCCGGGUCGCCUGAUCGACCUUCUGGAGACGAACUGCACAAAUCUGCUGCGCGUCACCUACCUUACCCUUGAUGAGGCGGAUCGCAUGCUUGACAUGGGCUUCGAGGACCAAAUCCGCAAGAUCUGCUCGCAGAUUCGCACCGACCGCCAGACGCUCAUGUUCUCAGCGACGUGGCCGCGCGAAAUUCGUAACCUCGCUGCCAGCUUCCAGAAGGACUUUGUGCGUGUUCACAUCGGCUCCGAGGAGCUCGUGGCGAACGCGGAUGUGCACCAGCAUGUCUUCGUCGUCGAGGGAUAUCACAAGGAGGAGAAGUUGGAGGAGAUUCUCCGCCAGGUCGGACCGCAGCGUGUUCUGGUCUUCGUAAAGACGAAGAAGUCGUGUGACAUUCUGCAGGACCGACUUGGACGUGCACUGCGGCAGACGGUGCUGGCCAUUCACGGCGAUAAGCUGCAGUCGAGCCGUGACUACGUGCUAGACCGCUUCCGCAAGGAUGAACGCGCGAUUCUCGUCGCCACCGACGUGGCAGCGCGUGGCCUCGAUAUCAAGAACUUGGACGUGGUGGUGAACUACGAUAUGCCACUGAACAUUGAAGAUUAUGUGCAUCGUAUUGGUCGUACGGGUCGUGCUGGUAAGACCGGCGACGCCUACUCCUUUGUUUCCUCGGCUGAUAACAGCAAGACCAUCCGUGACCUGAUCGAACUGCUGCUGCGUGCGAAGCAGGAGGUGUCACCGGAGCUCUACGCCGUCUGCCAGUACGCGCGCAACGAUGGAGGCCGCAGCGGACGUGGCUACGGCGGACAUGGCUACGGUGGUCGUGGGUACGGUGGGGGUGGUGGCUACCGUGGCGGUCGUGGCUACGGCGGCGGUGGUGGCUACCGCAGUGGCCGUGGCUACGGUGGUGGUGAGUUUGGUCGCGCACCGGCCGGCGGUGCUCCUGGUGGUGGUGGUGCCCCGCGCAGCGAGAGCUUCACGCCGUACUAG
Messenger RNA from Leishmania braziliensis MHOM/BR/75/M2904, 1809 nucleotides. RefSeq names its product putative ATP-dependent DEAD/H RNA helicase. Gene Ontology annotation, cellular component: ribonucleoprotein complex; nucleus; cytoplasm. NCBI's taxonomy places the organism in Eukaryota, Euglenozoa, Kinetoplastea, Trypanosomatida, Trypanosomatidae. Gene Ontology annotation, molecular function: RNA binding; ATP binding; RNA helicase activity. Bases 1 to 1809 code for a protein of 602 amino acids. The transcript is spliced from 2 exons. The record is from RefSeq and is a predicted model, not a curated record.